AUGGGUAAAAUUUCUGUAAGUGAUACUAAGGGAAAACAACGCCACAACCCUUUAUAUAAGGAUAUUUCAGAACAAGGUGGUAAUCUUCGUUCUGCUCCAAAACAUGCAAACUUUCAACAAAAGAACAAGAAGCAAGAAGAAGAGGGCUUCUUAGAUGCUUCUACAUCGAGAAAAAUUUUACAACUUGCCAAAGAACAGCAACAGGAAAUUGACGAAGAAGAAGACUCAGCCAAGAUUGAGGACAAACCCGUUUUCACGACCUCAUCUUACAAAGAUAAGGACUUCGAUUCUGAAGACGAAGAAGAGUAUUCUGAAUUUGAAGUGGAUGAAGAAUACGAAGAGGAAGGAGAUGAAGAAUAUGAAGUUGAUGAGAGGGACGCAGAAAUGUUUGAGAAGUAUUUGCAAUCUACAGGAUCAAAUGGGGGCUCCUUUAAUUUGGCAGACAAGAUUAUGGCUAAGAUUCAAGAAAAGGAAGAAAGUAAGGCUUCUCCUGCCUCAUCUUCAGUGUUGAAGCAAAAGCCUGUAGAUGCUGUGUUGCUUCCUCCAAAGGUGAUUGCCGCUUACGAGAAGAUUGGACAAAUCUUGUCGACAUAUACACAUGGUAAAUUGCCAAAGUUGUUUAAAGUUUUGCCUACAUUGAGAAAUUGGGAAGACGUUCUUUAUGUCACAAAUCCAGAAGGUUGGACUCCACAUGCUGUUUACGAAGCCACCAAAUUAUUCGUUUCCAACUUGCAAGCGCCUGAAGCACAAAAGUUCGUAGAACAAGUGUUACUUGAGAGGUUCAGAACUUGCAUCGAAGAAACCGAAGAUCACUCUUUGAAUUAUCAUCUUUAUAGAUCAUUAAAGAAAUCUUUAUAUAAACCUGCAGCAUUUUUCAAAGGAUUUUUACUUCCCUUAGUUGAUGGAUAUUGUUCCGUCAGAGAAGCCACUAUAGCCGCUUCUGUUUUAGCAAAGGCUUCAGUUCCAGUAUUGCACUCAUCAGUUGCUUUAACACAAUUACUUCAAAGAGACUUCAAACCUGCCACUACAGUAUUCAUAAGGGUUUUAAUUGAAAAGAAAUAUGCAUUACCAUACCAAACUUUAGAUGAAUUAGUUUUUUACUUCAUGAGAUUUAGAAAAGUUGAACAGGAAUCCCUUAUGGCUGAUUCUGAAGAAAAAUUACCUGCAUUACCAGUGGUUUGGCACAAAGCAUUCUUAGCAUUUGCACAACGUUAUAAGAAUGACAUAACAGAUGACCAGAGAGAUUUCUUGUUGGAAACUGUAAGACAAAGAUUCCAUUCUGGUAUUGGACCUGAAAUUAGAAGAGAAUUACUUGCAGGAAAUGCAAGGGUUACAAGUCAAGCUCCAGUAAAGGAAGCUGUAAUGAUAGACGCUUUCUGA
Molecule: messenger RNA, 1380 nt
Organism: Dujonia railenensis
Lineage: Eukaryota; Fungi; Ascomycota; Pichiomycetes; Serinales; Debaryomycetaceae
Source: the annotation of a GenBank genome assembly